Molecule: messenger RNA, 761 nt
Organism: Amyelois transitella
Lineage: Eukaryota; Metazoa; Arthropoda; Insecta; Lepidoptera; Pyralidae
Product: glutathione S-transferase
Exons: 4
Coding region: 50-649 (199 amino acids)
Biological process (GO): glutathione metabolic process
Molecular function (GO): glutathione transferase activity
Source: RefSeq, a predicted model, not a curated record
CACACUUGACAUUCAAGUUAUUUAGCCAGUAGUAGCUAGUGUUGACAAAAUGUCGAGAAAAUUGGAGUAUUUUAAUGUUAACGGACUCGCGGAGUCUAUAAGAUAUAUUUUGCAUUAUGGUGGAUUGAAAUUCGAAGAUAUAAGACACGAUUAUGGUAGUUGGCCGAUCACGGAAAUUAAAGAUACCCUUCCAUAUGGCCAACUUCCAAUAUACGAAGAAGGCGGCCGCAGACUGAACCAGUCCAUAGCAAUCGCCCGCUACAUCGCCAGCCAGACCAACUUGCUGCCCUCCGACCCCUGGGAACAGGCUGUGCUGGACGCCGUGGCCUUCAAUGUUAUAGACUUUUUACAAAAGAUAAUCACAUUUAGACGAGAGGCAGAUCCAGUCAAAAAAGAGCAGUUGAAAAAGCAGUUUCUUUCAGAAACAGUUGACUACUACUUAUCAAGGUUUGAGAAAGAACUCAAAGCCAACAAUGGAUACUUUGGUGGAAAGUUGUCUUGGGUUGACUUCUACGUUAUGGGAAUCAUCGAGGCUAUCAAUCAAUUUACCGAAGAGCAAAUUGAGAAGAAUUAUCCCACAAUCGUCGCUCUCUUCCAGAAGAUUCGAUCGCUGCCCGGAGUCAAGGAAUACAUUGCUAGCAGGAAAUGAUUGCCUUUAUAAUUUGUUUAAAACAACUAUAACCCAUCUAAGAGACCUCACGUACUCUAAUUUUACAGGCAAAAUAUUGCAACUACUAAUAAUUUUUAAAUCUUAUUAAUAC